This is a messenger RNA of Condylura cristata (star-nosed mole), 807 nucleotides long. Its product is annotated as NKG2D ligand 4-like. The coding region runs from base 1 to 807 and encodes 268 amino acids. Gene Ontology annotation, cellular component: external side of plasma membrane. The transcript is spliced from 4 exons. Gene Ontology annotation, biological process: antigen processing and presentation of endogenous peptide antigen via MHC class I via ER pathway, TAP-independent; immune response; positive regulation of T cell mediated cytotoxicity. NCBI's taxonomy places the organism in Eukaryota, Metazoa, Chordata, Mammalia, Eulipotyphla, Talpidae. The record is from RefSeq and is a predicted model, not a curated record.
AUGCUCAGUAUCCUUGACCAUCUGAGAAAUCAUCAAUACCACGAACCCCCAAAGAGGUACCCUGCACGCUGUAAGUUCGCAUCACAGAGGGAGAAGACUCAUGUGUCCCUGAGCCUGGAGGUUCUGGAGGAACAUGUGGACCGUUAUGUCACCCGAAGGGGAAGCUGCCAGGUGCACAUGCCUGUGGGCUCCUGUGGCUUGUGGGAGCUGAAGCCACACGAUCUUAGAAUAAAUGACCUGGCUUUUCUUAAGGCCGGCACUUCAACAGAUGCCCACUCUCUUUUCUUCAACCUCACUAUCAACUCUCAGCCCAGACCUGGACUCCCAUGGGGGGAAGCCCAGGGCUCAGUGGAUGGAAAGCCUUUCCUUUGGUACGACUGUGACAGCAACAAGGGCACACCUCUGGGUCCCCUGGGGGAGAAGGUAAAGGCCAGCAGGACAUGGACACAAGUGACCCAGACACUGAGUGAAGUGGGAAGAGAGCUCAGGAUGGCCCUGUCUCGCAUCACACUGGACCAAAGCAUGACCAGGGGUCCCCGCAUCCUGCAGGCCACGCUGUCUUGUCAGUGUGAAGCACAGAGAGGCACUGGUGCAUGCUGGGAGUUCAGCCUCAAUGGACAGACGACCCUCCUCUUCGAUGCCAUGAAUGGGAAGUGGUCAGCCAUGGGUCCUGGAGCCAGCGGGGUCAAGGACGAGUUAGAGAACAACUCCGACUAUUUCAGGAGGAUCUCCACGGGAGACUGCAGUCAGUGGCUUGGAGAAUUCCUCCCGCACUGGGAGGGAAUGCUGGAGCCCACAGGUAACUGA